Messenger RNA from Aspergillus pseudonomiae, 1047 nucleotides. Its product is annotated as transcription factor domain-containing protein. Gene Ontology annotation, molecular function: DNA-binding transcription factor activity; transcription cis-regulatory region binding. NCBI's taxonomy places the organism in Eukaryota, Fungi, Ascomycota, Eurotiomycetes, Eurotiales, Aspergillaceae. The transcript has 3 exons. The record is from RefSeq and is a predicted model, not a curated record. Gene Ontology annotation, cellular component: nucleus. Bases 1 to 1047 code for a protein of 348 amino acids. Gene Ontology annotation, biological process: positive regulation of transcription by RNA polymerase II.
AUGGGUAACCGAAAGACCGCGAUCCUCUCUCAGAUUUUCCCGGAAGCCAUGGAAAGUCCCCUUAUUCUCCACUGCGUGCUCAUGAUUGCCGCGAAAGAUCUCCUGAAGUAUGAUUCGAGCGUGGAAUUACAAGCCUCAGCGGUUGAAUACUACGGUAGAGCUAUUUCCGGCUUGCGUGAGGCUCUUAGUGGUGAGCAAUCAGCUACUUCUGAUCAUAACCUGUUGGCAGUUGCUUUAUUUUGCCUUCACGAGAUAUUGCCACAUCUGAACGCUGCGGCCAGUCUACUCAGACCCCGGCUCCACAUGGUGCCGCCCAACACAUCUCUGCGAAAGUUCCUCGUGGAAAUGUUUUGUUACUUCUUUUCCAUCACAGCAUUCACUCACGGGGCUCAGCUAGUACUGAGUGAAGCCAGGCAGAUAUUUGAAUUUCCGGGUCUUCUCCAGCACCUAGAAAGUGGAUCAAUUAUGGGCACCUCGCAGAAAGUAUUUUUUAUUGUGUUCCGCGUCGCCCUCCAUCUAUCGCAGUUCGAGUCAAGUAUGCUCACUUAUAAGAGGAUAUAUGCCGACCUAGUGAGCGCUAAGCAAGACUUACGGAAUAUUCGAGCGUCAUUCCAUGUACAGCCCGACAUGAGUGCGGAAAUGAUCAACGAUGGUGUGACAUUCGAGCUAUAUCGCCUUGCUUGUCUGAUGUACCUGCAAAGCCUUAUCGAUGGGUCCAUCUCUAUCUCGGCCGCUUCUAUUCAGGAGAUGGUGUCCUCCUUUGUCACUCACUUAGCAAUGUUACCACCCGAGUCGCCCUCAGACGGCUUUCUUUGCUGGCCAAUGGUGAUUGUGGGGCGUUGUGCUAUCCAGCAAACCCAUCGAGCUGCUAUUAGCACAAAGCUGAAAACGAUUUUUGACAAGUUUCGUUCAGAAAUAUUUUCCAGGAACCUUACUAUGCUAAAGCAACACUGGCGAAACCUGGAGAGGGUAGACCUGCAUUCAAUGCCGGGUUUUACUCUGGCGGAUGGCAUGCGCAACUUCAACGAUGCAGUUCUCAUGGUCUGA